Molecule: messenger RNA, 2777 nt
Organism: Corythoichthys intestinalis (scribbled pipefish)
Lineage: Eukaryota; Metazoa; Chordata; Actinopteri; Syngnathiformes; Syngnathidae
Gene: scinlb
Product: scinderin like b
Exons: 16
Coding region: 25-2175 (716 amino acids)
Biological process (GO): cell projection assembly; actin filament severing; central nervous system development
Cellular component (GO): actin cytoskeleton; cytoplasm
Molecular function (GO): actin filament binding; phosphatidylinositol-4,5-bisphosphate binding
Source: RefSeq, a predicted model, not a curated record
AACACUUCAUCCUCUAAAGCCAUCAUGGUGUCCCAUAAGGAGUUCGCAACUGCAGGAAAACAGCCGGGCCUGCAGGUGUGGCGCAUCGAGAAUUUGGACCUGAAGCCCGUUCCCAAGGCGCUGCAUGGAAACUUCUACACCGGAGAUGCCUAUUUGCUGCUCUUUACCACCUCUGCGCCCUCGUAUAACAUACACAUGUGGUUGGGUGAUGAGUGCUCUCAGGAUGAAAGCGGCGCGGCCGCCAUCUUCGCCAUGCAGUUGGAUGACUUCUUGGGUGGAGGGCCGGUGCAGUUCCGAGAGCUGCAGAGGAGCGAAUCCAACACCUUCCUAGGUUACUUCAAGUCGGGCGUCACGUACAAGAAAGGGGGCGUGGCAUCCGGUUUCCAGCAUGUGGUGACCAACGAAGCCAACGUGAAACGGCUGCUUCACGUCAAAGGUCGCAGGGCCAUCCGAGCCACUGAGGUGGAACUGUCCUGGGCCAGCUUCAACAAGGGGGACUGCUUCAUUGUUGACCUGGGAAAGGACAUCUACCAGUGGUGCGGCAGUGAGUGCAACCGCUUCGAGAGGCUGAAGGCCUCAAACGUGGCCAUCCACAUCCGAGACAAUGAGAGGAACGGCCGCGCCAAGCUGCACAUGGAGGAGGAGGGCCAGGAGACGGCAGAAUUCAUUGCGGCGUUGGGACCUAAAACUGCUAUUGCACCAAGCACUCCUGAUGAUGAGAAAGUGGAGAGCGCCAACAGGAAGAAAGGUGCCCUUUACAUGAUCUCUGACGCCUCGGGCUCCAUGAAGUUGUCUGUGGUGGCCCCCUCCAGCCCCUUCAAGCAGGCCAUGUUGUCUCCUGAGGAGUGUUACAUUCUGGAUAACGGUGGAGACAAGAACAUUUUUGUUUGGAAAGGUCCAAGAGCCAACAUGUCCGAGCGGAAAGCCGCCAUGUCCGCUGGCCAGAAGUUUAUUAAAGAAAAGAAUUACAGCAGCAAGUGUCGGCUCCAAGUGCUCCCAGCCGGGGCCGAGACCAUCCUGUUCAAGCAAUUCUUCAUUGACUGGAAGGAUAAAGAUGAGACCACCGGGCCUAGUCAGGCCCACGUUAUUGGCCGCAUUGCCAAAGUGGAGCAGGUGCCUUUCGACGCGUCCAGCCUGCACACUAAUAAAGCUAUGGCGGCUCAGCAUGGCAUGGUAGACGACGGCAAGGGCAAGUUUGAGAUUUGGCGUGUGGAGAAUGGCGAACUGGUUCCUGUGGAUUCUGCAUCUUAUGGUCACUUCUAUGGAGGUGACUGUUACCUCAUCCUCUACAAGUACAAGACAGGACAGAUCAUUUACACUUGGCAGGGCCUGAAGGCUACACAGGACGAACUGGCAGCAUCGGCGUUCCUCACCGUCAAACUGGAUGACUCAAUGGGAGGUUCACCCGUUCAGGUGAGAGUGACUCAAGGCCAGGAGCCCCCCCACCUGAUGAGCCUGUUCCAGGGCAGACCCAUGAUCAUCCACCUCGGAGGAACAUCCCGUAAAGGUGGCCAAACUCAAAGCGGCAACACUCGCCUUUUCCACAUCCGCCAGAGCACCUCCCACAUGACCCGAGCCGUGGAGGUGGAGGUCUGCGCUUCCAAGCUCAAUACCAACGACGCGUUUGUGCUGAAGUCACCGAGCGGUGUGUUCGUGUGGCGCGGCGUGGGCGCCAGCGAUGACGAGAUGGAGGCCGCCAAGCACGUGGUGGGCUUCCUGGGUGGAAGCGCCACCCAUGUUGCAGAGGGAAAGGAGCCAGCUGCUUUCUGGUCCAGCCUGAACGGCAAGAAGGCAUACCAGGACUGCAAGACUCUGCAGAACGUGAUCAGGGCACCGCGUCUGUUUGGCUGCUCCAACAAAAGUGGAAGACUUAUUAUUGAAGAAGUACCAGGUGAUUUUACUCAGUCUGACCUGGCCACUGAUGAUGUCAUGAUUCUGGAUACCUGGGGCCAACUCUUCCUUUGGAUUGGAAAGGAGGCCAAUGCACAGGAAAGGACCGGAGCUCCCAAAUUAGCAAGGGAAUAUCUGGAUUCAGACCCGACCGGUCGCAAGGGGCUGCCCAUUACAACCAUCAAACAGGGAGCCGAACCGCCAAUUUUCACCGGCUGGUUCCACGCUUGGGACACCAAGAUGUGGGAGACUGAUCCGUACGACAGAAUCCGCGCUCGCUUCUGAACAUCCCCGAAGUGUCUUGCCAUGUUUGCACCUUUUUUGCGCUAGUAGCCAUUUUGGUUGUUUUACCCAAUCCCCAAGUGCCAAAAGCAGAUCUAUGCACCUGCUAAUAGUAUCAUCAUGCUUUUUAACCUCUUAUAUAGACCAUUUUAAUCCGUUAUUUCUAUGUUGUGUCAGUGUUUUUAGUAUAGGGUUCUUUGGCUUGCAUGCAUUUUUAUCCCGCUGUGAAAAGUAUAUGCAUGCAAACAUACCGCAAUUUAGCAGCGAGUCCAUGAAAUGCUCUCAUGGAUGGCUUUGAAAUAAAACUCUGAGUUGAAACACAUGUCGUCUACGUGAGAUGGAAAAUGAAAAAGUGCAAUAAUUCAGAAGAAGUUCAGCUCAUUUAUUUUCCAUUUAAAGACUGCCCGGAGGGAGGGCUCAAGAUCUCAUUGGCUUUGUUCUUGGUGAGGAUACUAGGAACUAAAAUGGCUACUCCUCCGUUAUUCAUUGAUGGAUCAGCAUGAAAUAAAUUUGGUAGCUAUAUUAUAAGGGUGUAAACACAUAUAUCCUUAGAACUAAAUUUUAAAUGUUUAUUCAUUUAAUUAAACGGGUACUUUUUUUUGGCU